Molecule: messenger RNA, 1717 nt
Organism: Glycine soja
Lineage: Eukaryota; Viridiplantae; Streptophyta; Magnoliopsida; Fabales; Fabaceae
Product: S-adenosylmethionine synthase 3
Exons: 2
Coding region: 149-1321 (390 amino acids)
Biological process (GO): S-adenosylmethionine biosynthetic process
Cellular component (GO): cytosol
Molecular function (GO): methionine adenosyltransferase activity; ATP binding
Source: RefSeq, a predicted model, not a curated record
GAGAGGGGGGAGAUGGAACGAGUCUUCCGCUACGUAAUCUCUCUAUCUCACUGGCAAUAUAUGUACACAUAACACUAUUCAUCUCAUCUCUUCCUCUUCAAUUUCGCAUCUUCUCCUUCUCAUUCCAACUCCAAAAUACACACACACGAUGGAAACCUUCCUCUUCACCUCAGAAUCUGUAAACGAGGGCCACCCCGACAAGAUCUGUGACCAGGUUUCUGAUGCCAUCCUCGAUGCUUGCUUGGAGCAAGACCCAGAGAGCAAGGUUGCCUGCGAGACCUGUACAAAAACCAACAUGGUCAUGGUCUUUGGGGAGAUCACAACCAAGGCCAAGGUGAACUACGAGAAAAUAGUCCGCGACACUUGCAGAGGUAUUGGGUUUGUGUCUGCUGAUGUUGGUCUCGAUGCUGACAAGUGCAAUGUUCUUGUCAACAUUGAGCAACAGAGCCCUGACAUUGCACAGGGAGUUCACGGCCACUUGACCAAGAAGCCCGAGGAAAUCGGAGCCGGUGACCAAGGCCACAUGUUUGGUUAUGCCACAGACGAAACACCCGAACUAAUGCCACUCACUCAUGUGCUUGCUACCAAGCUUGGUGCCAAGCUCACUGAAGUGAGAAAGAACAAGACAUGUCCUUGGUUGAGGCCUGAUGGCAAAACCCAAGUGACUGUUGAGUACAGGAAUGAUGGUGGGGCAAUGGUCCCUAUCCGUGUGCACACAGUCCUCAUCUCAACCCAACAUGAUGAAACUGUGACAAAUGAUCAAAUUGCGAAAGAUUUGAAAGAACAUGUGAUAAAGCCUGUGAUCCCAGCUGAGUACCUUGAUGACAAUACCAUCUUCCACCUCAACCCUUCAGGUAGGUUUGUGAUUGGAGGACCUCAUGGAGAUGCAGGACUCACUGGGAGGAAGAUCAUCAUUGAUACCUAUGGUGGGUGGGGUGCUCAUGGUGGAGGUGCCUUCUCUGGCAAGGAUCCUACCAAGGUUGAUAGGAGUGGUGCAUACAUUGUUAGGCAAGCAGCAAAGAGUGUGGUGGCUUCAGGGCUCGCGCGCCGUUGCAUUGUGCAGGUUUCCUAUGCAAUUGGGGUGCCUGAUCCACUGUCUGUGUUUGUGGAUACCUACAAAACUGGGAAGAUUCCAGACAGUGAUAUUCUGGCUUUGAUUAAGGAGCAUUUUGACUUCAGGCCUGGAAUGAUUUCCAUCAAUCUUGACCUCAUGAGAGGGGGAAACUUCAGGUACCAGAAGACUGCUGCUUAUGGCCAUUUUGGAAGAGAUGAUCCUGAUUUCACAUGGGAGACAGUGAAGAUACUCAAGCCCAGUGCUUGACUGAUUCAUUGGCAUUGGUGUUGUUUCUUAAGGUGGUUAUCAUCGUAAUUGGUAACCAUCUUUCUGAUUUUGGGUUAGGAAAAUAAUAAUAAAGGAGCUUCGGUGAGUACAUACUUCAUUUAAGAUUGUGUUUCUCGGCUUGGAUGAGGAAUGGGAGCGGAAAUGUGCUGUGUCCUAAGUGGAGGCGUUUGCACAAUAGGAGCAUGCAAGCAGCAUUAGCUGGCUAGCUACCUCUUUUGGUUUUUGCCUUUUCUCUUGAAAUUUUCUUUGUUGUUCACCUUUUUUUAUCCCUCGCCUUUCUGAUAUUUGAUUAUUUUGCAACCAAUCUUGCGUGGUUGGGGUAAACUUAGAAUGCCAUUUGUUUGAUUCUUUCUUUUGACACUGUUUAAUUAUAUA